Molecule: messenger RNA, 1401 nt
Organism: Gastrolobium bilobum
Lineage: Eukaryota; Viridiplantae; Streptophyta; Magnoliopsida; Fabales; Fabaceae
Product: probable WRKY transcription factor 35
Exons: 4
Coding region: 1-1401 (466 amino acids)
Biological process (GO): regulation of DNA-templated transcription
Cellular component (GO): nucleus
Molecular function (GO): transcription cis-regulatory region binding; DNA-binding transcription factor activity
Source: RefSeq, a predicted model, not a curated record
AUGGACAAUUACCAAGGUGAUUUAACUGAUAUAUUUCGUGCUAGUGGUGGAGCAUAUGGUGGCAGUAGCAGCACAGGAACUUCAUCAUCUGAACCUUCUUCUUCAUCAUCAGCACCUCAUCAUAAUGAUCAUUGGCAUCACUUUUCUUCUGAUCCAAUGAAUUUCUCUUCUGUUCUUGAAGACCCCAUAAGAGGAGGCUACUUUGGUGAUCCAUUUUCAACUAUGAGAGAUCCCUUUCUGCAAGAGCUUGAUAUGCCUAUAGCAGCAGGUUCUUCUGCAUACUUCAACACCACAUCAUCAUCAUCAUCAACAACAAUAACAACAACAACUCGUGCUGAAAUCAUCACUACUAGUUCUUCUAGGGGUUUGGAAGAUGCAGCAGCAUCAGCUUCUGGUUUUGGUGCCAAUACUAAUAGUAAUAAUAGCUCUUCUGUUUUUACACACAAGAUUCUUGAAGAUGACAUGAGAAUUAGACCAACUACUGUGCCUUGUAGAAACAUAUUCUCAAGCAUGAUUCAGAUCUCUCCCAAUGCAAAGUUACCCCUCUCCCCGUUUGAUUCGCCGGCGGCGGCGGUGGUAGCAGCUUCUCCGAGGACAAUUAAGCCUUCUUCUGCAAUCUCAUCUCCACGAAAUCCGGGUCUUAAGAGAAGAGUUUGUGUAAAUUGCAGGAAGAACCAGGCCAAAAAAGUGGUGUGUAUUCCUGCACCAGCAGCUGCAAAUAGCAGACAAACAGGAGAGGUAGUUCCUUCAGAUUUGUGGGCUUGGAGAAAAUAUGGUCAGAAACCCAUUAAAGGUUCACCUUAUCCCAGGGGCUAUUAUAGAUGCAGUAGCUCAAAGGGCUGUUCUGCAAGGAAGCAAGUCGAGAGAAGCAGAACAGACCCAAACAUGUUGGUUAUUACUUACACUUCAGAGCACAACCAUCCAUGGCCAACUCAAAGAAAUGCUCUUGCUGGUUCAACACGAUCCCAGCCAUCAAAGACAAGUGGUAGUUCUUCAAAGAAUUCAGAAACCUCUCAUCCUCAAAAGGGAACAACAAAGACAAAGGAAGAGCAGCAAGAGAGUAAUAGUGAUGGCAAUUUGUCCCCAGUUGUUGGUGGGAACUCAGGAAACAGUGUAAAAGAAGAGAUGGAAGAGAUAGAGAAGCAGCUUGUUGAGAAUAUGGAUGAUGGAGAAUUCAGUGAUGGAAUCCCUUACAAGCCAUCUAUGAUGGAGAGUAGUAACCAAUUACAAUCUGAGGAUUUCUUUGCAGAAUUGGGAGAAAUAGAAGCUGACCCAUUAAACCUAUUGUUUACUCAAGGCUUUAAUGCAAAUGAUCAUGAUCAGAGAGAAUCCAAGGCCUUGGAUCCAUUCCAUCUAUUUGAUUGGUCAGAAGAACCUAAUAAUAACAAGAGAAGGUUAUAA